Messenger RNA from Trematomus bernacchii (emerald rockcod), 3496 nucleotides. Its product is annotated as NLR family CARD domain-containing protein 3-like. The record is from RefSeq and is a predicted model, not a curated record. The transcript is spliced from 7 exons. Gene Ontology annotation, molecular function: protein binding. The coding region runs from base 79 to 2706 and encodes 875 amino acids. Lineage: Eukaryota; Metazoa; Chordata; Actinopteri; Perciformes; Nototheniidae.
GGUCCUGUUGAGGCUCCAACAAGGUUCCUGAAUAUCUGAGAGGAGGGGCUACCUGUGAUGUAAAGCUUGUGGUAAUGAAUGAGCAUGUUGUUGUGUUUGUGUGAAGGUGGGGGCUCUGCUAUGGAUCAGAGUGAGGACAGAGAGGAGGAAGCCCCCCCCUCUAAAGGCUCUGGGGAACAUGACAGCCAGACCAAAGCUCAGAGCCCAGAGCAAACACCACAUCCUGCUGGACCUGGACCUGGACCUGAACCUGGACCUGGACCUGGACCUGGACCCAGUAACCAGCUUACUGCCAGAGACCAGAACCAGGGAGAAAAGAUGGAGACACCUAGAAAAGUCCUAAAAAGAACUUUACAAAGUUUGGGGGAUGAUGACUUUGAAGAAUUCAAGUGGGAGCUGCAGGGGAAGGUCCUAGGAUUCCCAGGAAUCCCAAAGAGUGAACUAGAGAAAGCAAACCGGAGGGACACAGUGGAUCUGAUGUUUCUGUACUACGGCAUACACACCUUUAAAGUGACAAGAGAAGUUUUGAGGGAGAUAAAUCAGAAUGCUCUAGAAGAGAAAUUAUCAAAAUUCCCAUCAGACCCUGAAGAUAUUCUCACAAAGUGCCAAGGUGAACUCAAAUCUAACCUGAAGGAAACAUUUAAAAAUAUCAAAUUAAUAGAAAAAUCUGAAUCCCUAAAUGAAAUCUACACGGAGAUCUACAUCACCAAGGGAGACACCGGAGAGGUCAACAAGGAACAUGAGAUCAGACAGAUCGAACAAGCAUCCAGUAAACCAGACAGAUCAGAAACACCCAUCAGACAAGAAGACCUCUUUAAAGGCUCAACUGAAAGAGAUGCACCAAUUAGAGUGAUGACAAAGGGAGUGGCUGGCAUUGGGAAAACAGUCUUAACACAGAAGUUCACUCUGGACUGGGCUGAAGGCAAAGCCAACCAGGACAUCCAGUUCAUAUUUCCAUUACCUUUCAGAGAGCUGAAUGUGGUGAGAAAGGAAAAGUUCAGCUUGGUGGAACUUGUUCAUCACUUCUUCUCUGAAACCAGAGAAGCAGGAAUCUGCAGGUUUGAUAAGUUCAAGGUUGUGUUCAUCUUUGACGGUCUGGAUGAGUGUCGACUUCCUCUGGACUUCCACAACACUGACAUCCUGACUGAUAUCAGAAAGUCCACCUCAGUGGACGUGCUGCUGACAAACCUCAUCAGGGGGAAGCUGGUUCCCUCUGCUCGCCUCUGGAUAACCACACGACCUGCAGCAGCCAAUCAGAUCCCUCCUGAGUGUGUGGACAUGGUGACAGAGGUCCGAGGGUUCACUGACCCACAGAAGGAGGAGUACUUCAGGAAGAGGUUCAGAGAUCAGGAGCAGGCCGGCACCAUCAUCUCCCACAUCAAGACCUCACGAAGCCUCCACAUCAUGUGCCACAUCCCAGUCUUCUGCUGGAUCUCUGCUUCAGUUCUGGAGGACAUGUUGAAAACUGAGGGAGGAGAGCUGCCCAAGACCCUGACUGAGAUGUACAUCCACUUCCUGGUGAUUCUGUCGAAAGUGAACGUCAAGUAUGAUGGAGCAGUUAAGACAGGUCUAAACUGGAGUCCAGAGAGCAGGAAGAUAAUGGAGUCUCUGGGAAAACUGGCUUUUGAGCAGCUGCAGAAAGGCAACCUGAUCUUCUAUAAGUCCAACCUGAGAGAGUGUGGCAUCGAUAUCAGAGCAGCCUCAGUGUACUCAGGAGUGUUCACACAGGUCUUUAGAGAGGUGAGAGGAACGUACAAGAACACAGUGUUCUGCUUCGUCCAUCUGAGCGUUCAGGAGUUUCUGGCUGCUCUUCAUGUCCAUCUGACCUUCAUCAACUCUGGAGACAACCUGAUGGCCCCCUGGUGGUCUAAAGUCUUCAGACAAAAACCUAAACAUCUCUACCAGAGUGCUGUGCACAAGGCCUUACAGAGUCCAAACGGACACCUGGACUUGUUCCUCCGCUUCCUCCUGGGUCUUUCACUGGAGACAAAUCAGACCUUAUUACAGGACCUGCUGACACAGACAGGAAGUAGCUCACAGACCAACCAGAAAACAGUUGAAUACAUCAAGAAAAAGAUAAGAAAGCACCCGUCUCCGGAGAAAAGCAUCAACCUGUUCCACUGUCUGAAUGAACUGAAUGAUCGUUCUCUAGUGGAGGAGAUCCAACAGUCCCUGAGUUCAGGCAGUCUCUCCACAGAGGAUCUGUCUCCUGCUCAGUGGUCAGCUCUGGUCUUCAUCUUACUGUCAUCAGAAGAAGAUCUGGACGUGUUUGACCUGAAGAAAUACUCUGCUUCAGAGGAGGCUCUUCUGAGGCUGCUGCCAGUGGUCAAAGCCUCCAACAAAGCUCUGCUGAGUGGCUGCAACCUGUCAGAGAGAAGCUGUGAAGCUCUGUCCUCAGUCCUCAGCUCCCAGUCCUCUAGUCUGAGAGAUCUGGACCUGAGUAACAACGACCUGCAGGAUUCAGGAGUGAAGAAGCUGUCUGCUGGACUGGAGAGUCCACACUGUGAACUGGAGACUCUCAGUCUGUCAGGCUGUAUGGUCACAGAGGAAGGCUGUGUUUCUCUGGCUUCAGCUCUGAGCUCCAACCCCUCCCAUCUGAGAGAGCUGGACCUGAGCUACAAUCAUCCAGGAGACUCAGGAGAGAAGCUGCUUUCUGCUGGACUGGAGGAUCCACUCUGGAGACUGGACACUCUCAGUGGGACAUGAUUAUGUUUUUCCUGCCUUGAGUGUGGGUCCUGCGGUGGGGGAAUGGAGAGAGGAGGAUGGUCUCCUGCUAUCACUGGGGACUCUAACACCUGGAAAAUUCAGCUCCUGCAAUGGAAAGAAGCUAUACCUUAGCUGCGUAAAGGUGCUAAACCUCAGCUCGCUCGCAGGCGUCAGAGAGUCGAGGUGGACGGAUGUGUUUGGCUUGGGCUUUUCCCCUCAGGGCAGCUGGCGGAUCCUGUAUAAAGCUUCGGUUGAGAAACGGAUGGCUGACAUCCAAUGGAGAAUCAUACAUGGAGCACUAGCCACUAACAAAUACAGAGCUCAUUUUGACCCGGGCACAAGGGGGCGCUGUCCGUUCUGUUUUAUGGCAGAAACAUUGGAGCAUUUAGUGGUGUCCUGUCCCAGAUUGGCUGGUCUUAAAAGAAUGUUACAGGAGUGGGUGGAAAGGUUCGGGGAGGUUUUCUCCAUACCACUUUGUGUCCUUGGCCCCAAAUACAUCCUGAAAAAUAGGGAAACUCUAGUAUUGAUACAUUUCUUGUUUGCUAAUGCAAAAUGAGCGAUCUGGAAAAGUAGGAAGAACCAAGUUGCUGGAGUGGGAUGGACGGAUGCAGUGCUCUGUCUGAGGGGGCUGGUGGCAGCACGUCUGAGGGUGGAACAUGCGUACUAUACGCUGAUCAAUCAUCUGCAGGGGUUUCUGGAUGUGUGGGCUGUUGGUCAGGUUCUGUGCUCACUGGGGGAGAAGGACUCUCUAAUAUUGAAGUUUUAAAGGAUAGGUGUAGUCUUUGUUUUU